AUGAGAGAGAGUAGCCAUAGACCUCUCAUAUUUGGAACCCCUUUCCUGUCUACUGUGGGUGCCAUAUUUGAUUUCCCCAAUCAAAGAAUCUCUUUCAACAAGGUGAACAAGGGUAUGUUCUUCCCUAUGUGUUCAACAAAGAACUCUUUUGUUGACAUGGUCCAAGAGGAGAAAGUUACUUUGAAGCCACCCCAAGAAGGAGAAACUGAAGAUACAAUCAAGGAAGAUCCCAUUCCUAAGCCCAAGCAGCUUGCCAACAAGCAAGGAGUAAGACUAAGGCCCCUACACCAAAACCGCCCAAGGGAUCAUCCAAGAUUGAAGAUGAGGCCAAGCCAAGAAGAAGGCAUUUGUGCCAAGGGACAUUCAUGGAGAGAUUGUCUAUCCAGCUGUGAAUCACCCACCAGAUACUCAUUGCAAGGAGAAAAGACUUGGAGGAUCAAAGAUGCCUCUUGUCUCCAUCUUCUCCUGAGCGCCAAGCCUUACAGUCAAGCUAAAGACUUAAAACAAGCGCUGCAUGGGAGGCAACCCAUGAGGAUAGAAGGAGAAAAAGGUGUGAAAACACAAUCCGCGCCAAACAUUGGCCGCGGACGCGCAAAAGUGAUUUUGGCCGAGCAAAUUUCCAAUCGGGCCGACCACGGUCGAGCCGGGAAGGAACGGCUUGCUCGGCCGGAUUAUAUCGCGCGACAGAAACGUCGCGCAGCACGCACGACCAGAAAGAAACAGGCCGCGAUCGGCCGGAUUUUGUAUCGGAACGGACCGACCGUACGGUCGAUCCGGGAAACAAACGAUCGGCCUCGGCCGAAAUUCUCGUCCAUUCGCAAUUUGGCCGACCAAAUCGCUCGACCGCGACAAAUCCAUCGGCCAUCGGCCCAAAACUUUUCUCGGCCAAGGUACCCAAUGGCAAAGACAAAAGGAAAUGAGAGUAUGAAGAAGAAGAAGAACCCAUUCAUGGAACCACCAAAGAAACAAAUCAAGCUAGGGAGUAGUAGCUCCAAUGCAAGAGCAGCAAUACCAACUUCACCACAUUCCAUUGAUGCAAUCAAGAACAUGUGGAGAGUCCAAGAAGAGGAGAAGAUGAUUGGGCACUUGUAA
Microthlaspi erraticum is the source of this 1092-nucleotide messenger RNA. Lineage: Eukaryota; Viridiplantae; Streptophyta; Magnoliopsida; Brassicales; Brassicaceae. The record is from the annotation of a GenBank genome assembly.